This is a messenger RNA of Chanos chanos (milkfish), 1452 nucleotides long. RefSeq names its product CCHC-type zinc finger, nucleic acid binding protein a (gene cnbpa). Lineage: Eukaryota; Metazoa; Chordata; Actinopteri; Gonorynchiformes; Chanidae. The record is from RefSeq and is a predicted model, not a curated record. Gene Ontology annotation, molecular function: nucleic acid binding; zinc ion binding. Bases 67 to 558 code for a protein of 163 amino acids. The transcript is spliced from 5 exons.
CGACGAGGGGAGGAGUCAACAGUAGUGAGUCACGUAGCUAUAGCUAACUAGUCAGCCUCACAGAUAAUGGAAAUGAGUAACAGCGAAUGCUUUGGUUGUGGCCGUUCUGGACACUGGGUCAAGAACUGUCCUAAUGCUGGACGUGGACGCGGCAGAGGUCGGGGACGAGGAAAAGAUCUUUUCUGUUAUCGGUGUGGAGAACAGGGCCACAUUGCCAGGGACUGUGAACAGACUGAGGAUGCAUGCUACAACUGCCACAGGAGUGGACACAUCUCUCGGGACUGUAAGGAGCCGAAGAAGGAGCGUGAGCAGUGCUGCUAUAACUGUGGCAAAGCUGGCCAUGUGGCCAGAGACUGUGACCAUGCCAACGAGCAAAAGUGCUACUCCUGCGGCGGGUUUGGACACAUCCAGAAAUUGUGUGAUAAAGUCAAAUGUUACAGAUGUGGUGAGAUCGGGCAUGUCGCUGUGCAGUGCAGCAAGGCCAGUGAAGUAAACUGCUACAACUGUGGCAAGACUGGCCACCUGGCAAAAGAAUGCCCCAUCGAAGCUACUGCAUAACCAGUCUCCUCGUCCAACCCCCCCCUCCUUUUUCUGAUUGAUGGUUGGUUGUAUUAUUUUUCUCUGAAUCCUCUUCACUGGCCAAAGGUUGGCAGAUGGAGGCUUGUCCCAGCCCAGUGAGCCACCUCAUAUGUUGAAUGAAGAAAGGGGUGGAGAAAAAAAAGAAGUCUUUCAGCAUUCAAUACAAUAUGUUUGUUUAGUUUGGUAGAGGUGUUAUGUAUAAUGCUUUGUUAAAGAACCCCUUUUUGUGCCACUGGUCAGCAAACAUCAAAAAACUGGGACCUGAAGUGCUGUACAAAGCCUCUGGGCUUGUUUUUUUGUGAGCCUUAGUAAAAAAAUAAGUGAGAAGGAAGUUAGGAAAGCCUUAACUUCUUCUGUGUAUGGUAUCUUUUUUGUUCGUUUGUAUAAGUGGGGAAGUGUAGCUGGCUUAAGAGAGAAUGACAGGGGAAAAAAACAAUUUGCAACACACAAAUCCAUCUUAAUCCAGAGUCCACCAUGAGCCAUGUGCAGCCAUGUGGGCAUUUAGUGAAAGGAAAUGUUAUACAGAAACAGAUCAAUUUUGAAAUAUUGAGAAAUCCUGAGUUUGUUUUUCUUUUUUGUAAAAAGUCAUCUGUUUGCGAGUUCAGCAAACUUCACUUAUUACGCCUAAGGUUGAAGUUUCCAAAAAUAAUUUUAGUAAUUUCUACCUUAAAUUAUCAAGAACAAUAGAAAGACUAGAGGAAUUAGCAGUAAUUUGCAGCAACGCAAAUGUUUUCACAGAAAUCAAAUAUUAUUUUUGUACAAAAAUAUCAUUUGCUUGUACUCGGUUUUUAAGUCAGGAAGGUGGUGCAUCUGAAGUCCUAGAACAUAGAAAUGUAAUUUUAAACUAUCAAUAAAACUGGAGGAGGAAAAGGA